UCCAGCACGAAAGGCGGGUCUUGGAUUACGUCGGAUGUUUUUGCGGGUUUUCAGCUCGGAGUUUGCGAACUUUUCAUCAUCUUUUUGACACCCGCUUGUAAAAGAAAACCUUUAUUUGCCCUCCUCUCCGCCGCAUGCAGGCCCGCGGGACCACAACAUGGACCUGCACAUUCUGGACCACCGGCUGCGGGUCACCAGCAUAGCCAAGAGCGGGCUGGUCCAUUUUACACACCCGCUCAUCAAACUCAUCUUCCUCCGGAACCGGACCCGAUGCAAGUUCCUCAGUCUGACCGAGACCCCUGAGAACUACACGGUGGUGUUGGACGAGGAGGGAUUCAAAGAGCUCCGCCCCUCCGAGCACCUCCAGGUGGAGAGCUCCGUGUGGCUGCCGCUCAACGUGGCCUCCAACGCCAACGCCUCCGUCGGCUCGCAGGCGGUGGGCGUGACCAAGAUCGCCAAGUCCGUCAUCGCGCCGCUGGCCCGGCAGCACGUCUCCGUCUUCAUGCUGUCCACGUACCAGACCGACUUCAUCCUGGUGCGGGAGAAGGACUUGUCGGUGGUGGUCCGCACUCUGGAGGAGGAGUUCAACAUCUACAAGGAGGUGGGAGGAGAGUCGCUCCUCGUCCACAACCAGGACGUUUCCAACGGCCUCUACAAGAGCGGCAAAGAGGCCUUGCAGUCCACACUCCACCCGGUCCUCAUCCCUCAGAACCAGUUCUGUGUCAUGUCCCUGGACCCGGACACGCUGCCCUCCAUCGCCACCACGCUCAUUGACGUCAUCUUCUACUCCAGCAGUCCUAAAGAGUCUGAAGACUUGGAUCGCAUCAAGUUCUUCUCCUUCUCCCUCAUCGACGGCUACGUCUCGCUGGUCAUGGACACGGACGCUCAGCGACACUUCCCCGCCGACCUCCUCUUCACCAGCUCCUCGGGGGAACUGUGGCGGAUGGUGCGCAUCGGGGGACAGCCGCUGGGCUUCGACGAGUGUGGCAUCGUGGCGCAGAUCUCCCAGCCGCUGGCGGAUUGCGACAUCUCAGCGUAUUACAUCAGCACCUUCAGCUUCGACCACGCUCUGGUGCCGGAGGAGGACAUCGUGAGCGUGAGCGACAUGCUGCGGCGUCAGAGGAAGGACCCCGCAGCUGAUGCCUGAGUACAAGUCACUUCCUGUUUACGCAAUAGCAGCUCACAAUAACGACUGACACUUCUUUUUUGUAUCCGUUUCGCUAUGAAAAUGGCGUCCGAGAAGUUAUGUUUUUUUUUAUAGGUCAGCAUUUGGUGUCAAAAAAUUAUUAUUAAUGUUAUUAUAAUUAACCAAGGUCAAUAACUCUUGUUAUAGUUUCUUGUUAUUUGCACAAACCUCAGUUGGUAUUCACGUCACAAAGUACUUUGAGUAUUUUGUACAUUUUUGAAAUGUUACUUUUCUGUUUGUAACUUUAUCAGUAAAAUGUUGGAAACACUCACU
This is a messenger RNA of Nerophis lumbriciformis (worm pipefish), 1459 nucleotides long. RefSeq names its product cytosolic arginine sensor for mTORC1 subunit 1 (gene castor1). NCBI's taxonomy places the organism in Eukaryota, Metazoa, Chordata, Actinopteri, Syngnathiformes, Syngnathidae. Gene Ontology annotation, biological process: negative regulation of TORC1 signaling. The record is from RefSeq and is a predicted model, not a curated record. Gene Ontology annotation, molecular function: arginine binding.